AUGAAAAGGUACGUUUUUGUCACCCACUACAACGCCUACGUAUACCAAAGCAGUGUCUCCCCUUGGAAUCUACGCACUUUGCCAUACUUUUCGCGACUGAUAUUUACACGAGAUAUAAAGGUGAUAACAAAGCCUUACAACUACGUAGCCUCUAAAAGCGGCAAGAACUUCCGGCGCAAGUUCAUGUCGGCCCUAAACGUGUGGCUCGGAAUCGACCAAGAAUCGUUUGAUACGAUAAGUCACGUUAUCGAGUUGCUACACAAUAGCUCAUUAUUAAUUGACGACAUCCAAGACGAAUCGAAAUUCCGCCGCGGCUCCCUGGCAAGUCACCACGUCUACGGGGUCGCCCAAACCAUCAACGCCGCAAAUUACAUUUAUUUCGCUGCAGAACAUGAGCUUCGGAAAUUGCGAGGACCAGAAGAAUAUGAAAAUGUCGGCGGAUACAGCGAGUGCUGGACACAGGCAUCCCGUGUCUUCAACGAAGAACUCCUCAAUCUGCACAGAGGGCAAGGCAUGGAGCUCUACUGGCGCGAUACGCUGCAGCCACCCACUGAAGCCGAGUACCUGCAGAUGGUUCAUCACAAGACAGGGGGACUGUUUCGGCUGGCUCUUCGGCUAAUGAAGUGCUGUGUUCCCGCACCUUUGCUUCUACUUGACCAGGUGGUGGAUCUUUUUGGGGUCAUUUAUCAGAUUGUGGAUGAUUAUAAAAAUAUGAAGGAGACUGCUAUGACCGAGUCGAAAGGCUGUUUCUGUGAAGAUCUCACAGAAGGGAAAUUUUCUUUCCCCCUUCUCCACGCCAUAUGGAGCAAAGGUACGAUUGAUACCGACAACGAGAACGGCAUCAAGGGCGAGAUCAUUCGUAUACUAACGACAAGGACAACUGACGACAUGGUGAAAAGACAUGUGGUCAGUCGUCUUGAGAAAGCGGGCAGUUUUGCCUACACGAGGCAGAUCUUGGAUGAUUUGUGUAAACAGCUUGCGGCCUUGCUUGGUAGGAUCCGUCGAAAAAACCCGCAAUUAGAAGCGCUGUUGUCGGUAAUGCUUAGCAAUCUACCUGUCUAA
Messenger RNA from Bipolaris oryzae ATCC 44560, 1062 nucleotides. RefSeq lists its product as uncharacterized. Gene Ontology annotation, molecular function: prenyltransferase activity. The transcript has 4 exons. The record is from RefSeq and is a predicted model, not a curated record. NCBI's taxonomy places the organism in Eukaryota, Fungi, Ascomycota, Dothideomycetes, Pleosporales, Pleosporaceae. Bases 1 to 1062 code for a protein of 353 amino acids. Gene Ontology annotation, biological process: isoprenoid biosynthetic process.